Molecule: messenger RNA, 1176 nt
Organism: Lynx canadensis (Canada lynx)
Lineage: Eukaryota; Metazoa; Chordata; Mammalia; Carnivora; Felidae
Product: olfactory receptor 51G1-like
Exons: 4
Biological process (GO): G protein-coupled receptor signaling pathway
Cellular component (GO): membrane
Molecular function (GO): olfactory receptor activity; G protein-coupled receptor activity
Source: RefSeq, a predicted model, not a curated record
AUGAUAACAAUUCACUUAAGUAAAACUCUGUCUGUUUCAUUCCACCUCACUGGGAUUCCUGGCUCCAAGAAUGUUAAUCAUUUUAUUUCUAUCCCCUUUCAUGUGUGCUACUUGAUUGGAAUAGUGGGCAACUGUACAAUCCUUCACACCAUCCACAUAGACAAGAGUCUCCACAAGCCCAUGUACUACUUCCUGGCCAUUCUGUCCCUUACUGACAUGGGCCUGUCUAUCUCUACCCUGCCCACAGUAUUAAGAAAUAUUCUAGUACUAAAAAAUCUUGAUACUAGGAAGAUUGAGGUAAAUGCUUGUGUAUCCCAGAUGUAUUUUAUUCAUACUUUUUCCCUAAUGGAGUCAGCUGUGCUUCUAGCCAUGGUUUUUGACCACUAUGUUGCCAUUUGUGAUCCUUUGAGGUAUUCCAGCAAACUCACUCCACAGCACACUGUGUACAUAGGGGUCUUCAUUAUAAUCAGAUGUUCUGUUGUCCUCCCUGUUAUUCUUGUUUGUAUUCCCACGCUUUCCUUCUGUCACUCGCAUGUUCUCUCUCACUCUUUCUGCUUGCAUCAAGAUGUCAUCCAGUUGGCCUGUGAUGACAUCUCAUUCAACAUUUUAUGUUUGUUUGUUGUUGGAUUUUAUUGGGGUGUAGAUUCUCUAGGAAUCUUGUUAUCUUAUGCAUUCAUCCUCCAUUCUGUGCUAGGCAUUGCAUCCUAGGGAGGGAAGCUCAAAGCUUUCAAUACAUGUGCUUCCCACAUUUGUGCUGUAUUUAUUCUAUAUGUGCCCAUGAUCGGGCUAUCCUUAGUGCAUUGCUUUGCAAAACACUCCUCCCCCUUUUUCCACAUGAACAUUGCCAAUAUUUACCUCUUAGUUCCAACAGUACUUAACUCAAUCAUUUAUAGCAUCAAGACAAAGCAGAUUCGCCAAGGUUUCCUAAGGGUACUAUCACGCAAAAGGCAUUCAAGCCAGACUCAGGCUUUGCAGGCUGGACGUGCCCAGGAUGCCCUAGAUUUUUAUGAUGAGGCUACUUUGGUACAGAAGGAAAUAAGUCAUUUGCUCAACUUGAAAAUCGAGCAAGCAUUAGAGCCAGACAAUGUCAUUUAUACAGACAAGCCCCAGUCAAGAGAAGCAGGGAUUGGUGGUGGUAAUAAGCCAGGCAGAUUGAGGAAAAUAGCAGGACCUUAA